AUGGUAACCUGCACAAGCAUCCCGGUAGUUAUACCAGAAGAUGGCCUACCGACGAAGGCUAUGAUCAAAGAUAUUGUCGGCGCGUUUCUCACCAAGGAAUGGUCAAAUAUGGAUCCAGAAACGCUCGUUGUGACAUACAACACUGGAUACGCAAACACAAACUGUGUCGUGGAACGACCAAGGCCAAAGGGCGACACGCACGCCGAACCUCUUAAAGUGUUCCUCAAGAUCAACGGCGAGCUUGAUGGAGAAAUUGAGGUGUUCAAGGACUUGGUUCCCAACAAACACGAAGAAGCACAGCUGUGCUAUGAUUACGGCCAAUCAGGUCUUGGUGCCAAAGUCUAUGGUUUCUUUCAGACACAAGAUGGUGCUUUCGGAAGGGUUGACGAGUUCCUGGAUGCACGCAAUCUAGAGCCAGAAGAUGUGGAAGACGCAAAUAUCCGAGCCGACGUUGCAAGAGGACAAGCCGCUUUUCACGCCAUGGCGACACAACGGGAGAAAAAGCUGGUCGAGACAUAUUACGAUAUCAUCACCCGAGAUCUUGCGAAAUAUCAUAAAAUGGAAAAACUCAAGAGGCUAGCCAACGAAGCAGGUGUCAGUAUUGACAGAAAAAAGGGAUGGUGUAUUCAUGACGUUCAAUUCAUGAAUGUGCUGGUGAAGAACAGCCCCAAGCCGGGAGAAAGCAAGAUCAUCCUCAUAGACUUUGAAUUCGUCUUCCAGAACUACCGAGCGUUCGAUAUUGGCGGCCACUUUUUGCAAAAGAUGUUUCAAUGGUUUGACGACGAGACCAAGAUUGCCAAAUGCCGACCUUAUACUGAAGAGGAGAAGAUUCACUUUUGCGAGGAAUACGCAAUGCGAUGGGAUGAAACGACUGGGGACUCGGAUACAGGGCAGCAGGUCUUUAUGGAAUCUGAGCUGGGUGUCAUGCUGGCCAUCACAUUUGAAAUCCACAACAUGCUUUGUUUUAUGGACCAAGGUGAUGCCAAGGAACCUUUGGAACUCUUGGGGCUCAAGAAGCUAUUUGAAGAGUUUGUCAAUCAGUACAAGAGGCUUGGACUGGAGGAAUAA
Penicillium pulvis is the source of this 1068-nucleotide messenger RNA. RefSeq names its product choline/ethanolamine kinase. NCBI's taxonomy places the organism in Eukaryota, Fungi, Ascomycota, Eurotiomycetes, Eurotiales, Aspergillaceae. Gene Ontology annotation, cellular component: cytoplasm. The record is from RefSeq and is a predicted model, not a curated record. The transcript has 2 exons. Gene Ontology annotation, molecular function: choline kinase activity; ethanolamine kinase activity. Bases 1 to 1068 code for a protein of 355 amino acids. Gene Ontology annotation, biological process: phosphatidylcholine biosynthetic process; phosphatidylethanolamine biosynthetic process.